Kalmanozyma brasiliensis GHG001 is the source of this 1287-nucleotide messenger RNA. Its product is annotated as Tetratricopeptide repeat-containing domain protein. The record is from RefSeq and is a predicted model, not a curated record. The coding region runs from base 1 to 1287 and encodes 428 amino acids. The transcript has a single exon. Gene Ontology annotation, molecular function: Hsp90 protein binding. NCBI's taxonomy places the organism in Eukaryota, Fungi, Basidiomycota, Ustilaginomycetes, Ustilaginales.
AUGGCGGUCAUCGAAUCCAUAGCUGACAGCUCACAGCCGUCCUCCUCGACCUCCGCUUCCAGCACCGCCAAAGCUGCCCUUCCUAAACCACCCCCUCGAUCCGGCGACUUCACCUAUGCGCAGCCCACCUCUGCCCCGCGCAAUCUCGAUGAGACGCUCAAAUCCUGGGACUCGGUCCCGCUCUUUAUGAAGGACCUCCCUACCGAGUCAGAUCCUGCAACUGAUUCCGCUCUCGAAGCGCUGCAGUCCCUCGCAUUCGACGGCACACCGGACGAGGUCGCCUCCAACUUCAAAUCGCAAGCCAACGACUACUUCAAAUCCAAACGCUACCGCGAGGCGCUCGGCUUCUACACCCAAGCCAUCGACGCUUCACCCGAGGACAAAGCACUUCUUGAGACGCUUUAUGCGAAUCGCGCAGCGUGCAACCUCGAGCUGCAGAACUACGGAGCGGCACUCAGGGACACGAGUGCCGUGCUCGGAUUGAACCCGCGGAGCGAGAAAGCGUACUACCGCGCCACGAGGGCGCUGUUGGCGCUGGACAGGUGUCAGGACGCUAUCGACUGCGCGGAUCAUGGUCUCGGCGUCAAUUCCGGCAACGAUGCCAUCCGCGCACUGAAGGUGAAAGCAGAGUCCCGGCUCAAAGCGCAAGCCCAAGCCGCUGCAGAUGCGACCGAGCGCAAACGCCGAGAAGAGGGCAUGUCAAAAACGCUUCAACAAGCCCUCCUAGUACGCGGACUGUGGCUCGAAACAACGCCAAGACCGCCAGACAACCCGCAACCCGCCCACUUCGACCCCGAAUCCCUGCCCGAACAAUCCUCCCUCAAACUCCCGCUAUCGAGCAAGUGGACGCCCCCAGACGUGAUCCGCACACCGCUCGUCGUGCCCCUCUUCUUCAUGUAUCCGCAACACGCGCAGUCCGACUUCAUCUCUGACUACCACGAGGACACGCCGCUCGCCACCUACAUCAGCACCAUGUUCCCGGCUUCGGCGCGCGGGUCGCUUCCCUGGGACGGCAAGGGCGAGUAUUACGAGGGGAACCUGCAGGUUUAUGCCACCACAAGGCGACAGCGUCUGCUGAAGUUGGGGAAGAAGUUGACGCUGCGCGAGGUGAUGGAUCAGGCGUUCAAAGAAGGGGACAGCGCGAAGGGCGAGGAUAAGAUCAGGGAUCGAGAUGGCCUCGUGAUGCAAGAUGGCAUUCUGAGCCUUGUUGUGCUGCCAAAGGGCGAGGCGGAGAAGAGGUGGGUUGACGAGUUCAAGGCUCAGCGAGAGAAGGCGGGCAAGAAGUGA